AUGGCUUCAUCAUCUCCUUUUUUCUCCUCCACUGCAACUUCAUUAAUCCUCCUACUAUUACACUUAUGUUGCCUAUUUGAUACUCUCCUUGGUAAAUCAAAAUUAACCAACUCCCCCACUUUUCACCAUCACCACCACCGCCACCACUCAACAAACCCACUUCACCAAGCCUACAUAGCUUUGCAAGCAUGGAAGCUUGUAAUCUACUCCGACCCCAACAACCUCACCUCCAACUGGGUUGGUCCAUUGGUGUGUAACUACACAUGUGUAUACUGCGCACCCUCUCCCCAUGAUCCCCAUGUCCAAGUUGUUGCUGGCAUCGAUCUCAACCAUGGUGAUAUUGCAGGCAUCCUUCCAGACGAACUCGGACUUCUUUCUGACCUUGCACUACUGCACCUCAACAGUAACCGCUUCUGUGGAAUUCUCCCAUCAACAUUAGCCAACCUCACUCUGCUCUAUGAGUUAGACCUCAGCAAUAACAGAUUUGUUGGCCUUUUCCCACUGGUGGUACUCUCCCUCCCUUCUCUGAUGUACCUUGAUCUCCGUUACAACGAGUUUGAGGGACCACUGCCUUCUGAACUCUUCAAUAAAGCCAUCGAUGCAAUUUUCGUCAAUAACAACCGCUUGACCUCAGUAAUCCCAUCCAAUUUAACGGGGAGUACAGCAUCUGUGAUAGUGUUUGCCAACAACAACUUAGGGGGAUGCAUUCCACCUAACAUAGCAAAGUUGGCAGAUAGUCUAGAAGAGCUGUUAAUGAUCAACACCAACUUGUCAGGGUGUAUGCCUCCAGAGGUAGGCUUCCUCUACAAGCUGAGAGUAUUGGAUGUGAGUUUUAACAAUUUAGUUGGUCCCAUACCUUACAGUAUCGCAGGAUUGGCACAUUUGGAGCAGCUGAAUCUUGCCCAUAACAUGAUGACUGGUACUGUACCAGCCGGUGUUUGCGUAUUACCAAGUUUGAUGAACUUCACCUUCUCCUAUAACUUCUUCUGUGAAGAGGAGGGGCCCUGCCAGAACCUGACAUCAAGAGGUAUUGUAUUUGAUGACCGCCGGAACUGCUUACCAGAGAAACCAUUCCAGAGGAGCAAGAAGGCCUGUGAUGCAGUUCACCCAGUUGACUGCUUUGAAUCACUGUGCUGGUAGCGCUGCUACUGCUGCUGCAACACCUUUGAUUUCACCUUCUGGUCACUUUUAGUCCUGUAGCUUGUGUGUCCAAAAAGAUAGAUUUGUGAAAAAUAUUUCAAUGUAUAAUACUGACUAUUUGCUAAUAAAUUAUGUACCCAAGUAGAUUGUGGCAAGAGGCCUCAGGGCUCUCCAGUGAAGUAAUGCUGAA
This is a messenger RNA of Macadamia integrifolia, 1330 nucleotides long. Its product is annotated as leucine-rich repeat extensin-like protein 4. The transcript has a single exon. Bases 1 to 1140 code for a protein of 379 amino acids. Gene Ontology annotation, molecular function: protein binding. Lineage: Eukaryota; Viridiplantae; Streptophyta; Magnoliopsida; Proteales; Proteaceae. The record is from RefSeq and is a predicted model, not a curated record.